UCCAGCGUCCUCGGCUCUGAGUCGGCUCAGCAGCAUCUGAUGUUUGUGUUUGAGGAGCUCUCUGACUCUCUUCCUGCUUUGCUCCUCGUCUCUUCUCCUCUUGGUCUCCUCUCCCAGACCAGCUGAGGGGAAGAGAAGCUGUUUGGUGGAAGCUACAUGGUGGUGGGCUCGUCCGUCUGAUGGUUCAGGCCUAACGUGUGCCCGGACCAGUGUGUGUGGGCCCUGCUGAGCACAUGAAGAACACUCCUCAUUGGAUGUGUGUGGACCCCCCCUCCAUCUCACUUCAUUACCAGAAGCUUUGACUGCACUCAGAUCAGUUUCACAGGACGGACAGCAAGAGUCCUGCUGCACGGGAGCCACGAGAGGAGCUGAUGUGUAGCUCGCGGUGUGACCUUUGACCUCCCACGUCACGUGACACCAGACCACGGGUCCCGACAGCAGGAGGUGAAACACGUCCCAGUGAACGUCUCCUUCGUCCUCACACAGGCCGCAGCGUCGCCAUCGCGUUACUUUCUCUUUCGUGUACAACCUGCGCGCGGCUCUUCUACCUAGUUUCAAGUGACGUCACGCUCAGCUUAAAUUCCCAUUGGCUCAGACGGAGGUGGAGGGCAGCGCUCCUCCUCCUCCUCCUCCUCUCGCUCCCCUCAUACAGUCCCGGUCCCGGACCUGAACGCACCGCAUCCCUGUUCCUCCCGCAGACCGAGAAGCAGCAGAAGUCCCCGAUGACGUGGACUCUGUGUCUCCUGAUGAUGAGCCUUCACGGCGCGGCGGCAGUGACUCACUCUCUGAAGUACUUCUACACUGCGUCCUCUGGAGUCCCAAACUUCCCAGAGUUUGUGUCUGUUGGGCUGGUUGAUGAACUUCCAAUAAGUCACUAUGACAGUAAGACCAGGAGAGAAGAACCCAAACAGGACUGGAUGAGGAGAGUCACAGAACAGGAUCCUCAGUACUGGAAGAGAGAGACUGAGAAGUCUUUGGGCAACCAGCAGGUCUACAAAGGCAACAUUGAAACAGCAAAACAGCGCUUCAAUGAAACUGGAGGUGUCCACAUUUUCCAGAAGAUGUACGGCUGUGAAUGGGACGAUGAGACUGGUGAGGUCAAAGGUUAUCAACAGUAUGGUUUUGAUGGAGAAGACUUCCUGUCUUAUGACCAUGAGACAGAGUCCUGGAUCGCUCCCAGACAACAGGCUGUCAUCACCCAACAGAGGUGGAAUAACAACAAAGCUCUGAUGGAAAACAAAAAGCACUACUACACUGAGGUGUGUCCUGAGUACCUGAAGAAGUAUGUGAACUAUGGGAGGAGCUCUCUGAUGAGAACAGAGCUUCCCUCAGUGUCUCUCCUCCAGAAGACUCCCUCCUCUCCAGUCUGCUGCCACGCUACAGGCUUCUACCCGACCACAGCCACACUGUUCUGGAGGAAAGAUGGAGAGGAGCUGCACGAGGACGUGGACCCAGGAGAGAUCCUCCCCAACCACGACGGAUCCUUCCAGAUGAGCGUGGACCUGAAGCUCUCAUCAGUCCCAGCUGAAGACUGGAGGAGGUACGAGUGUGUGUUUCAGCUGUCUGGUGUGAAGGACAUCAUCGUCACCCCACUGGAAGAAGCUGUGAUCAGGACCAACAGAGAGAAGUCUUCUGACACCACCAUCAUCACCAUCAUCAUCAUCGUCCUCGCUGUGGGGGCUCUUCUGGCUGUCGCUGUGGGGGGAGUGGCUUACAAAAAGAGGACAGCCAAAUGCCCUCCGAGUCCUGACAACAGCUCCGAGCUCUCUGAGAAACUGAACCCUGAGACUCAGUGAGGACCUCGGUGACCUGCACACGGUUCAUGGAUCAAUAUUGCUCCGGAUCAAGAAGUGAUGUCACCACAUUCUCCUCCAUGAACUGUGAAUUUAUUGAUUAUUCAUCAUUCGCAUCGUAGAUCGAUUGAAUCGGGAGUUUGAAUCUAGUUGGAGAUGAUUAUUGAUUUUGAUACAAAAGAAAACAUGUUUUAAAAAGUACGAGUGAAAACAUCAACGGUGAAGUUAUAUUAUUGGGAAGGUUUAAAAAUGUAAUUUAAUCUUUUGUGUUCAUCUCAAACAAAUUUAAUACUUCUGCUGUUGGAUUUCUGCUGUAAUCAAUAUUGGUGACACACACACACACACAUAUACACACACACACACACACACAGACACACACACACACAGACACACACACAUACACACACAGACACACACACACACACAUAUACACACACACACACACACACAGACACACACACACACAGACACAGACACACACACAUACACACAUACACACACACACAUAUACACACAUACACACACACAUAUACACACACACACACAUACACAUACGGACACACACGCACACACAGACGCACACACACAUACAUAUACACACACACACACACACAGACACACACACACACACACAUACACACACAUAGACACACACACAGACACACACACACAUACACACACAUAUACACACACACACAGACACACAGACACACACACACACACAGACACACACAUUCUUUUCCAGUUAUGUGAAUAGUUUGAUUGUAUAUUUUCUUAAUUUUUAGCACCAGGCCAAAGUCAAUAAUUUAUGUCUCUGAAUUAA
This is a messenger RNA of Cyclopterus lumpus (lumpfish), 2616 nucleotides long. Its product is annotated as H-2 class I histocompatibility antigen, Q9 alpha chain-like. The record is from RefSeq and is a predicted model, not a curated record. NCBI's taxonomy places the organism in Eukaryota, Metazoa, Chordata, Actinopteri, Perciformes, Cyclopteridae. Bases 723 to 1796 code for a protein of 357 amino acids. The transcript has 7 exons. Gene Ontology annotation, biological process: immune response. Gene Ontology annotation, cellular component: external side of plasma membrane.